Molecule: messenger RNA, 2397 nt
Organism: Chironomus riparius
Lineage: Eukaryota; Metazoa; Arthropoda; Insecta; Diptera; Chironomidae
Source: the annotation of a GenBank genome assembly
AUGAGCAAAGAAAAAGGUGAAAGCAUGGCUGAUAAAAAGAGAAAAUCUGAAACAAUUAAUAUAAUAAGGCAUGUAGGCGAUAGAUUAACGGAAUUAAAGAAAAUAUACAAUGAUGUUAAUACAAGGAAGUCAGAAAUGUUAAUCCAUCAGUUAUUGCCAAAUCAUAUACGAAGAAGAGGAAUGUCACACAAUCCAAAAAGGCUGCCUAAACGAUACAGAGCUGCUCAUAUCAAUCAAAUGCAGAAAUCUGGACUGGAAAAUAAGCCUAAGAAGAGACCAUCCAGAAAAUAUCGACGCAGACCAGCUAAUUUAAUGAAAGAAUAUUGUAGACGAAAACUUAAGAAUGUAUGGCUUGAAACUCAUAUUUGGCAUGCAAAACGGUUUAAAAUGAAGGAUCUAUGGGGCUAUAAAGUUCCAUAUUCAUCCACAAACAAAAGAUAUAGAGCAUCAUAUAAAGCAAUUAAAAGUCACUGUCUUAUUCAGGAUAUUAGCUACUAUUCAUGCAUAGAAGUUACUGGUGAGCUGCCAAUAUUGACUGAAAGGCUGUCUAAAAUCGCAUCAAAAGAUUGUGGAUUAACAUUGACAGCAAAGUGUUAUUUAAAUGGAACUAGAGAAGGUCAAGCUACUGUUUUUAAGAAAGAUUCGUAUCCAUACAAUGCAAUAGCACAAAUCUCAUUUAUUUGGAAACAGAAUGAUGAAUCUCGAAAGACCAUCUGGAUCUUUGUUCAUCCAAGUGCUUAUAAAGAGUUAUUAAAGGAACUAAUCGAGCUUUUUGAGACAGUAAGUGUUCAGAAUUUAAAAUCGACAUUAAUAAGAAAUCCAAAGUAUUUAAAUUCAGCUAUAAACGUUGAGAUUAUAGAAUUAAAAGAUACGCUUAAUAGAUAUCGAUUAACUGGACCAUUCUCGAAUUCAGUAAUUACUAAAACAUUCAGCAUGGCUGAUAAAAAUCAAAAUACAUGGCUGAAAACCUACAUUAAUGAUAAUCCACACUAUGCUGCAAGUUAUGAGCAACAAGUGGCUAUUUAUGAUAGUUUAAGGAACACAUCGUCAGCAUUUGAGUAUCAAACUAGCGGUGUUUUAAGUCUUAUAGUCACAGAUCCGAGAACAAACCGUUUAAAUGCACAAAAAAUCUUCCGUACCCAAAAUGAUUCAUUUAAUAGCGGUAAUUAUGUACUAAAUAUACCUAAAACAGCAUCAUGCUCUCCUUUAUGGAACAAGGAACUUCGUGAUGAGAUAUUUAAAACUAAAUUACCAAACAGUGAAUUAAAUAAAUUACGGAAUGAGAAGCAAUUACUUCCAGCCGUUGCUGCACCAUUUGAAAAAACCUUACAGCCAAUUCCCAUUAUUUUAAUACAGCGCGGACAUUUAUCAUCAUUAAAUGAUAGAAGAAGCAAUAACUUGGGUGAUGGAUGGGAUAUAAUUGUUCCUGCUGGUUAUGGACUAAGCACUUGGCUGUCACUUAUUAAAUUUGGUGCACGAGUUGUUGCUGGAUUUGAGGAAGAAAACUUAAUUAUGAAUGAGAUGAAAGUUGACAUUUUUCAGCCAGACACAGUGAUGGGAAUUAAGGAAUAUGAGCGCAUUGGAAUCGACGAGACGGAAAAAUAUUUUAAAAAGCCACCAAAUAAGCGCAUUAAUUACAGAAAGUUCAAGAUUUCAUCGCCAUUUUCACUUCCAUUUAUGAAAUUAAUUAAUGAAUGGAGAAAAGGAACUGACGACUUUUAUAUCCUAAGAAACAAGUCACUGUUAAAUGAACUUAAUGUUGCUGUUCAUAAAUCCACAGAUUUUAAUUUCGACAAGAUUGAUUCUAAUGCCUUAAUUCCAAUUUUCAUGACCAAUAACGGUGAAUAUAGAAUGUCGAAAGACUGCAAUUUUGGACUCAUUUGCUUGCCACGAUGUAGAGACAUCAAAAGAGCACUAGAACUAGAUUAUACAAAAACUAAGGAACCAAUUUUAAUUGAGGAAAGUGGACAUGAUGAAACGGAAGGAAUGCGCAAAAAUGUCAGAUUUAAUCACAAGAAACUAUUGAAAAGAUUAAGGAACCGACGUGUAAAGGCGAAAAGGAAGCUCCAAGCUGUGUCUGAGAAAUUUGUCAAGAUUCAAAAGAGUCAAACUAAGGAUAUGAUUGAAAAGUACUUUAAGGAUAUGUGCGAUUUGUGGCUUCCAAGUAAAAGUUCAUCAAUUAGACAUCAAUGUUCGCGAGAAGUCAUUGGAUAUAUAUCAAAGUCUUAUUUUAGAUUCACAGACGGUAAAGUUUGUGCUAUUGGAUAUUUGACAUGUGAUGGAUUGAAAGCUUUAAUGGAUAUUUUUAAAAAGUUUAAAAAAUUAAAGCCAUUUGUUCUUACUAGAGCUACAAACAGCAAGAACUAUUUUAAAGCCAAUUUUCAUGUUAAUUUUUGA